AUGACACCUCAACAAAAUGGCACAACCUCCAUUGAGGUUUCAGACUUUCUCCUGAAUUGUUUUGUCAGGUCCCCCACCUGGCAGCUCUGGCUAUCCCUGCCCCUCAGCCUCCUCUUCCUCCUGGCCAUGGGGGCCAAUGCCACCCUCCUCAUCACCAUCCACCUGGAGGCCUCCCUGCACGAGCCCAUGUACUACCUGCUUAGCUUCCUCUCACUGCUGGAUAUUGUGCUCUGUCUCACUGUCAUCCCCAAGGUCCUGGCCAUCUUCUGGUUUGACCUCAGGUCCAUCAGCUCCUUUGUCUGCUUCCUACAGAUGUAUAUCAUGAAUUGCUUCCUGGCCAUGGAAUCCUGCACAUUCAUGGUCAUGGCUUAUGACCGCUAUGUGGCCAUCUGCCACCCACUGAGAUAUCCAUCUAUCAUUACUGACCAAUUUGUAACCAAGGCUGCCAUUUUUAUUUUGGCCAGGAAUGUCUUUACAACUUUGCCCAUUCCCAUUCUCUCAGCACUACUCUAUUAUUGUGUGAGAAAUGUCAUUGAAAACUGCAUCUGUGCCAACAUGUCUGUCUCAAAGCUCUCCUGUGAUGAUGUUACCCUCAAUCGCCUCUACCAAUUUGCUGGAGGUUGGACCCUGCUAGGAUCUGACCUCAUCCUCAUUUUCCUCACCUACACCUUCAUACUGUGAGCUGUGCUGAGACUCAAGGCAGAAGGAGCUGUGGCUAAGGCCUUAAGCACAUGUGGCUCCCACUUCAUCCUUAUCCUCUUCUUCAGCACCAUCCUUCUGGUCUUCAUCCUCACUCACGUGGCUAAGAAGAAGGUCUCCCCUGAUGUACCAGUCUUGCUCAAUAUCCUCCACCAUGUCAUCCCUGCAGUUCUCAACCCCAUUGUUUACAGAGUACGAACCCAGGAGAUCAAGCAAGAAAUCCAAAGAUUACUAAAGAAAGGGUGGUAA
Messenger RNA from Orycteropus afer afer, 948 nucleotides. RefSeq names its product olfactory receptor 56A3-like. Gene Ontology annotation, biological process: G protein-coupled receptor signaling pathway. Lineage: Eukaryota; Metazoa; Chordata; Mammalia; Tubulidentata; Orycteropodidae. Gene Ontology annotation, cellular component: membrane. Gene Ontology annotation, molecular function: G protein-coupled receptor activity; olfactory receptor activity. The record is from RefSeq and is a predicted model, not a curated record. The transcript has a single exon.